GCGUCGUCAAAGAAGUUCGGAGGUAACCUUCACGGUCGUAAAUGCGAUUUUGCGCACCCGAAGGAAGAGCGCAAUCGGCGAAAGGUGGUGGGUGAUAAGCGAAGACGACGACGACGACGACGCUCGACGAGGCUCGAUCGAUCACACAUCGCGUGGCCGGAGGUGCGUGGUGGGGAUAGCUGCCCCGAUCGUGAUGCAAAUUUUGUAUGUGCCUUUUCUUGUCUGUUUCGCGCACGGAACCACAGCACAAACAUGUGUACGAAGCGCGCAGCCUGUUCGUUUCUUGUGGGACUUUCGAAAAAAAAAAAACAAGGAAGGGAGAUAGAGAGAAAAAGCGCACAGGGAAACCACACGCACGGUGGGAACGAAACGUCCGGUGCGGGUGGCCAACAGAUUCCGAGCUGUGCUAGUUCAUAGGUUUAUGGUUCACAUUUCGCCUGCAAUCGGGCAGAAAAAUUGGUCCACCUGGGUUAUAAACCUUCUCUUGCCGGCGCGCGCGUGGAAAUCAGGUCAUCGGGUGGCACAAAGCAGGCAAAGCAGGUUAGGAACUUCUUGCUCAGCGGGCGCAAAAGCAGAAGCUCACACUAGUGUAAUCUGAUCGAUCGCACGAUUGCCGUAAAGCUUUACGUUGCGCGCAGAGAUCUUUGCCACUCAAAGUUGAAGAUUGACCUUCAGCGAUCAUGCGAUCUGUCUGGUGGAGCGAUUGGGCGUGAUAAGCGUUUUUCAAAUAUUUUAAAACAUUUGCAACAUUGUACGGCAAUCCGUCUGGUCUGGAAUUGUAAUCUGAUUGCGGAAUUUAAUCUAUUCAUUCUAAAUCACGAGCCUAGACCUACAACAGACAUGAUGAUGAUCAGCAUUCUUGAUUGGAGCGAAAAUAAUCAAUCAAUACUAGAGAAUUUCUCCAAAAACAUAACCUUAGAUUGACCUCUUAACGGACAUCUCGCUUUUGUCCAUCUUGAAACACCUUCCCAAACCCACUGUGCGCCUUGGGACUCUCCCCCGCCCCACGGGGACAGUGUCUGAAGACGGUGCGAAAAAUUAUGUCCCCACCGUUUCUGCACCACCCGAGCCCAAGGCCCCACAAGGGUGGAGUUGUUUGCUGUUGACAUGAGCGUUGAUCGGCUUCAAUUCACUCCUCCCCUUUUGGGGCGUUCUUCAGUCCCCUUGUGCCACUCCUGCGGUGACUUCUCCUUUUGUUGCGUUACAACUCCCCCCCCCCCCGCGCUGCGAAUGCGAAACGGAUGUAGAAAGUCCCACCGUAACGCGUCAUAGCAGGCACCCAAAAAGCAGUGUGUGAGGAGUUUUAAAAUAACAGCACACACAGACACACGGGGGCUGAGGAGGAGUCCUCCCCACUCCAUGGCUGGACGUUGAAGAGCACCGAUCCGCUGCAGCCCGAGCAAUUUGGUUUGGGUACGGAAUGGCUCUCUUUCGCAUGGUUUGACCGUGGCAGACACAUUGUGUAAACGACCGCAGAAGCGUGCGGAUCGCGAUCGAUACCUCGUCCCCGCGCGCGUGUGUGUGUGUAUGUAAAGUGACCACACAAAACGUGUCACCGUGACGAUCAAAAAGGGAUAGAUCAGUUCCCAUCCCUUCAUCAUCCCGCGGCGGUUUGUUUGUUCCGGCCUACGGUUUGGUGUCAUGCCGGCGUACCGCGAUCGCGAUCGGGCUGUGUCUGUUAGAUAAUGCCAUUUACCCGCCGGGCGCCGAUCGGAUCGGAGUAGAGGUGGUGGAAGUUCGGUUGAAAGUGAAAUUAAUAAACAACAGAACAGCUAUUCAAAGCGGAAACCGCAAAACGUGACGCAACUUACGCACGCGACGUGCUGGUGAGUGAGUGAUCGCGGCAACAAGAAGGUAACGUUCGCACUUCGGAGUUUGUGUGUGGUGAUCGUGUGUGCGUGUGGUCGAUCUGCAACGAAAGAUUUGAAAAACAAAGAAGAAAAGACCACCGGUUGAGUGUUUGUCACUGUUUGCGUGCAUUUCGUGCGAAAAAUCAUUCACCGCGGGAGUGGUGGGAUGCGCCGGUACACGCAUCUGCUGUCGGCGGUGGUGCUGCUGGUCGUCGGGCUGGCCGUUGCCGCCAGCGGCAUCUAUGUCGUCGAGAGCGGGGGCAAGAAAUCGUUCCUGCAGCUCGGCGCCCACCACUGGACGGACGGGGCGGACGACGAUGGGCUGUGGUCGAGCCUGCUGGAGGAGUACACCGUCGGCCUGAACCAGAGUGGCACCACCAGCGCACCGAGGGAAAGUCGCGUAAUGCAGGCGACCGUCGUAGCAGCGGCAGGACCGGCGCCAAAGUACAUACCCACCUCCAGCUUUUACAUCAACAAGCGCAUCGGCGAGGCGCUCGAGCUCGACCCGCAGCACCACGCCGCCCACUCGCCGCACCGGCCCCGACCGCCGGUAGGGAAAGUGAUCGCCAGCACUGGGGCCGGCGGCCUGUACGGCGACAACCAGCUGGCGGCCGGUGCCGGCCACGGUGCAACGUUUACGCCGAUGCGCCAAACGUUCGGUGGCGCCAGCCCGACCGAGCUGCUGGCCUCGCCGCGGGAGGUGUCCGAGACGGACCUGUACCUGCUCGGUGCGAUCGAGAAGCUGGUGUACCGGGUGGACUACAUGGAGAACCGAUUGCGGCGCGCCGAACAGAUCAUCUACUUCCUGAUGGCGGGCAACAGCCAGAAGCAGGAACCGUGUCCGCAGAACUUUACGCAGGUGCACGAUCGCUGCUAUCACUUCGAUAUCGAGCGUGGGCUGAACUGGAAGUCGGCCAGCACGAUGUGCAAAUCGUACGGGGCGCAUCUGGCGGAGUUUGAAACGGUGGCCGAGUUCCAGGAUGUGGUUGCGUACAUACUGAACAAUCCGGUCAAUCGCGGGAAGGACUUUUGGCUCGGUGGACUCAACCCGGGCCUGCUGUGGAUUUGGGCCAACUCGGCCAAACCGGUUAAUCCGAACACUAACCUUAGCUCGAUUACGAGCUCCAGCUCCAACAAACCGGGCUCGAAGGGAACGGCCUCCAUCAAGCCGACCAAUCUGGCCAACAACGGUACGGAAGUCCCGUCCGGAGGCACCAAGAUUGUGAACAAUCCGUCGGCGAGCAAGCAGCCGAUGCUGGAGAUUACUGGCAGUGGACGGUGCCUGCGGUUGAGCUACAACUCCGCACUGUACACGUACGGGUAUCGUGGGGAGGACUGCUCGGCACAGUUUAGCUACGUGUGCGAACUGAAGGACAAGUCGUUGGACAAUGAAAUCUCCCGGAUAGCGAAGCAGCUCAAGCUAGCGGAUGAUGUUUCGUAGGGCUAUAAGGGUGAGAGAGCUGCGAUGUGGGAUGGUCGUUAUUUAUUGAAGCCAGCAGGAACGUUAUUUUUAUUACAUUGUGAUGAAGAUUAUGGUGGGGAAGAUGAGCGUUUUUGUUACUUAUUUAAUGAAUUUAAGGUACCAUAGUAAGUGAUAUAGAAGUAAAUAAAGUCCCUAUUUAUAAAAUGAA
This is a messenger RNA of Anopheles gambiae (African malaria mosquito), 3481 nucleotides long. RefSeq lists its product as uncharacterized. The coding region runs from base 2017 to 3291 and encodes 424 amino acids. The record is from RefSeq and is a predicted model, not a curated record. The transcript is spliced from 3 exons. Lineage: Eukaryota; Metazoa; Arthropoda; Insecta; Diptera; Culicidae.